This is a messenger RNA of Girardinichthys multiradiatus, 4761 nucleotides long. Its product is annotated as serine/arginine repetitive matrix protein 2-like. The record is from RefSeq and is a predicted model, not a curated record. The transcript has 14 exons. NCBI's taxonomy places the organism in Eukaryota, Metazoa, Chordata, Actinopteri, Cyprinodontiformes, Goodeidae. Bases 213 to 4391 code for a protein of 1392 amino acids.
ACCUUACGUUUGACGUAACUGCGUUUCAUCCUGUAGGUGUUAGGCGGAGCUGUUAGCUGAGGCUAACAGGGUUGUCUUUUCCCCCCACACUUUUAAACAAACGGUUGUUAUUAAAGUUAGUUUUGGUGUGUGGUUCUACGGGAGGUUAUCGAAUACCAAACUGUUCAACAAACCGUUUUUUUCCGUCUCUCCCGGAGAAAGAACGCUGAGCCAUGUACAAUGGGAUUGGCCUGACGACUCCUCGGGGCAGUGGCACCAAUGGCUACGUGCAGCGCAACCUGUCGAGCCUGCGGGUCAAGAGGCCACGAGAUGAGCGUGGAGGCGAGCGUGAUGAGAAGGACCGUGAGCGACUGGAGAGUCAGCUCAAUCGGCAGCCCAAUGCCGACAUCCUGGAGCACCAGCGCAAGAGGCAGCUGGAGGUCAAAUGUGCCGAACUGCAGGACAUGAUGGAGGAGCAAGGAUAUUCUGCUGAGGAGAUCGAGGAGAAGGUGAACAGUUUCCGCAUGAUGCUGCAGGAGAAGGAGGAGCCGCCUCCCGCUGCUGCUCAGAAACCAACUGUGACAGAAACGCACGCCUUGGCUGCAGCCAACCAGCAGAAAAACGACCGUCUUCGCGCCGCUUUUGGCAUCUCCAGCGACUACGUGGAUGGGUCGUCCUUCCACGCCGACCGCAAGGAGAAGGAGAAAGAGAAGAGAGAGCAGGAACGACUGGAGCGGGAGAGGCUGCAGCAGCAGAAAUACACCUUGGUGGAAGACUCAGAUGACUCUGAUUCUCCUCCAAAGAAGCGAAGUCGGAAGAAGAAAAAGAAAAACAAGAACAGAGACAGCAGCUCAGAGAGUUCGUCCCCAUCUCCUCACAAGGAGAAGAAGAAAUCCAAAAAGAAGAAAAAGAAACGGGAGGUAUCGGAAGAGGAAGAUGACAGUUCCUCAGAUGAGAAGCAGAAGGUCUCAAAGAACAAAAGAAAAAGGAGUCAAAGUUCUAGUCCUCCAAAGGCAAAGUCGGGUCGACGCAGAAGCGUCUCCUCCAGCUCAGAUCACAGCAGCCAGUCUCCACCUCCUCCUCCAUCAAGAUCACAUCUAAAGGACCAAACAGCGAAAAACCCUGAAGGUAAUAAGGAGAGGUUGCCAAACAGGAGGCGGCGUGGUUCUGAGGAGCACAGUCCACAACGUCGAGUAGGCGAAGGGAGGAGGCCCAAUCCUGUGAAGGAAAAAGAGCAACGUAGGGAGACGGAGAAGACCAAAAGGGGACAUGACUCCUCAUCCCCCUCUCCCUCUCCAGAAAAAGAAGAAAACGUUGAUAGGGGGAGAGGAAGAAGAUCUAGAAGCAAACAAAGGGACCGAGAAAAAGGGCAGACCAGGAAAAUAGAGAUGGACCCAAGACAGCACUCAAGGAAUGUGGGGAUGGAGAAGAGGAGGCGCUCCAGGAGCGUAGAGGUGGAGAAGAGGAGACGCUCCAGGAGCGUAGAAAUGGAGAAGAGGAGGCGCUCCAGGAGCGUAGAAAUGGAGAAGAGGAGACGCUCCAGGAGCGUAGAAAUGGAGAAGAGGAGACGCUCCAGGAGCGUAGAAAUGGAGAGGGGAAGGCGUUCUAGGAGCGUAGAGGUAGACAAAAGAGAACGAUCUAGAAGCAAUGACUUUGAGAAAGGGAGGCGAUCAAAGAGUAGAGAAAUCAGAAACAAAGGAAAGGAGAAAAUACCUCUGAGGAUCAGAGAGGACUCCUCUUCGUCCCCUUCUCCAUCUCCUCCUCCUCGACAGGAAACGAGGGGGGAAAGAAGCAGAGUUCCUGAGCGGGAAAAAGAUGAGAACAAACGGCACAGAACGACAAGACACGAUUCUUCGUCUCCAUCCCCUCCUGAAAAGGAAAUGGCAAGGAGAGGAAGGAGUGGAGAUAAAGAACAUAUAACUGAGAAGGACAUUCAGUCAAACGCUCGGACAAGAAAUGAAAAAGACAUCAAGAAAGAUGAUGCUCAGCGGCAGGAUAAACAACCAUCUCCUCGCCACCAGAGAGGAGACAGGGUAAGAGGUGGGCGUCUGGCCCAUGAAUCCCCGUCGCCCACCUCCUUCACCAAUGGAAGCCAGCUUGAGAGGGAGAACGAGAGGAGACAAGAAACGAACAAGGAAAGCUUGACUGACAGGUCUUUGAAUAAGCAAAAGGAAGAGGGUGGUGAGAAACGCAGAAAAGAGGCCCAGAUCCAGUCAUCCGCAGAGGGUACAAGAGAUGGGUCAAGACCUUCAGAGGCAUCGCGGAGCCAAGGGCAGGAGAAGUUGAGUAGCCUGGUGAGUGCGAAAAGGCGGGAAGACAAAAUAAAACAACCUGAGAAGCAACAAGACAGCAGCAGCAGUGGCAGCAGCAGCAGCAGCAGUAGCAGCAGCAGCAGCGAUAGUGACAGUGACAGCUCAUCAUCCUCCUCUUCAUCUUCAUCGUCUUCCUCUGAAGAUGAGGGUAAUACCAAUAACGCUGUAUCACCAGAACAGGAAAGAAGCAUUCCCAGGAGAAGUGCUCCAUCUGCCAUUGGAGCUGCUGUUGAAAGGUUUCUGGCCAACGGGAGGAAAGAAGGCUCUGCUUCUGAAGGUGAUGGAGCCAGACGGCCCCACAGAGACCGGGAACCUAGGGUGGACAAACCUGAGCGUGAAAGACCGCCUCUCAGAGAUCAUGCAGAAGAUCACCCUACUCAAGCAAAAGGACAAGAGUGUUACAGCCCCACACAGGUAGAAAGCCCCAGCCCAUCUCCCUCCCCACCCAGCAGACCAGAAAACAGCAGAGGCAGGAGGUACUCUCCUUCUGAGACCAAACCUGGGGACAGGGAAAGGGCAAAGGACAAGGACGCCAGUAAGAGGACCACAAGAUCAAGCCCCACAGCAAGGAGUUCACAGUCUCCACCCCAGAGGAUUUCCAACAUCCCACCAGCUGCCCGCACACCUCCAAGGCAGUAUCAAGAACCCGCAUCACGGUCUAGAAGACCUUCGCCGCCUUUAGCCCCGUCAGACCGGGACAGAGAUAGGGACAAGCGGCGGGAAUGGGGGAGAGUAGGCAGAAGGAGCAGGUCCAGAAGUCUCAGGAGGCGGAGCGGGUCUAGGCCCAGAAGUCUCAGGAGGCGCAGCGGCUCUAGGCCCAGAAGCCCCAGGAGGCGCAGCGGCUCUAGGCCCAGAAGCCCCAGGAGGCGCAGCGGGUCUAGGCCCAGAAGCCCCAGGAGGCGCAGCGGCUCUAGGCCCAGAAGCCCCAGGAGGCGCAGCGGGUCUAGGCCCAGAAGCCCCAGGAGGCGCAGCGGGUCUAGGCCCAGAAGCCCCAGGAGGCGCAGCGGAUCUAGGCCCAGGAGGCGCAGCAGAUCUAGGCCCAGAAGCCCCAGGAGGCGCAGCGGUUCUAGGCCCAGAGGGCGCAGUGGGUCUAGGCCUAUAUCCAGACCUAAAAGUCCGAGAAGGCGCACUAGGUCUAGAACCAGAAGUCCAAGGAAGCACAGCGGAUCUACGUCAAGAUUCCUCCGGCGCCCAAGUCCCCCCAGCAGAUUUCGCCGAUCUUCUUCUUCGCAGCGACGCCGGAGGACCAGUCGCUCCCUCUCCGCAGAGAGGCAAAGGGAGCGUGAGAGGGGCCGGCAGAGGGACGCACAACAAGUGAGGCAGCCUGCAAAGGUUGUCUCCCCACCCCGAAGAUCCUCUUCAUCCUCAUCUUCCUCCAGCUCCAGCUCCUCCUCCUCCUCUUCAUCCUCUCCCUCACCAACACAAGAGAAAAAAGAUGUAAAGGCUGCAGUGGAGAGAGAUCCGAGGCCAGUUCAGGACGACGGAAAGCCAAAGAGUCGUUCUUCCUCAUCACAGGCUCCUUCCAGGGACUCCUCCCAUGCUGCAGCAUCAGGGAGGAGAAGCUCCCCAUCAGACCUGCGACGGUCUGAUGAAAUUCCCACAAGGUCUCCAGCCGUCAGCCAGUCAGACGGUAGACAUCCGCCUCAAGGUCCGGGCAGAAAGCCAUUGUCACCGGCUGCCCGCCAGCAGCCGGACAAAGCUGUCAGGAAAGAUACUGCUGUAAACGGGAAGGAGAAAGCCAACAGGAGCAGCAGCUCUAGCUCCUCUUCAUCAUCCUCCUCUUCUUCGUCAUCAUCCUCCUCCUCAUCAUCUUCAUCCUCAUCAUCAGACAGCUCUGACUCUGAAGUGGAGCAAGAGAAAGGGAAGGCAGUGAAAGCCCAAAGCUCUCACUCCUCAUCUUCCUCAUCCAGUGAUGAAAAAGGCACAAAGAAAAAGAGCCCAGCGAGGCCUGACCGAGUCCCGGCCGAUUCUCUGAGAGAUUCCCGUUCACUCAGUUAUUCUCCUCCCAGACACGUCCGAGCUGCUCGGUCCUCACCCGGUCGAAGGAGCGGAAGCAGACAGUCGCUGGGAUCCUCAUCGGGCAGCAGGCGAAGAAAAUGAGCCGAAUAUCAGAAACCUGUCCCUCUUUCUUCUUCUGUGUUGCUUAAACACAACUACAGCCUGGACUUUGGAGCCAGCGGUCAGUAGAUAUGAGGUUUUUGGAGAACUCCUCUGGCAGUAAUCAGUUUUUUGUUUUAAGCCAAGACGUCGCAGGCUGCUGUUUCUAUCGAUGAGCCGAAGACGCCACAGUCCAACACUCUGUACCUGUGCUGAAUGUCGUGUCCUUCCUGUAGAUAUGAGCUGUCUGUAUUUUGGUUAUUAUUAUAUAACAGGUAAAUGAUUCCAUGCAAGGUGAGCAGAAACUGAAACUUGGGUAAUUUCUUUGUUGAAAAUAAUUCAUGGUAAUAAUAAAAAGUAAUUGUACAUUUUA